AACUCCAUCAUAUGCUACUUGUUCCUCUGUAGGAGCAAAGUUGCUUUGGGAUGGUAGAUAAACUUCUAUAAAUAGAAGUUCUUUGUACAGACUUCAAGCUGGAAGUGGUAGUAAGAUGAAUCGCUUGCAUCUUCAUUAUUGAAAGUCGUAUUUAUAGUACUUCCCCUAAUUUUUACAUAUGUUUUUAUGAUUGUUUAAAUGUCGUAAAGGAGGCUAUUUGUGUUUAUUUUAAAAUGGCUUCUGUGGAAUAAUGCAAAGAGCUUCCAGAUUCAUAGCUGCUAGUCUGUUAAAAUUUCUUGUAUGUUUCAGUAAUAAUAGUUGAGCACCAUAUUCACAUUCACCCUUGAAUAAAACCAUCUGAUUAAAAUAAAGAUAUACGUGCAUGGUAGCUAAUUGAUGUAUCACUGUUUUCUUUUGGAGUACAAAAAAUGAUAUUUUAGAACAAAAUAACAUGAUCCUUUUCUUUAGUCGGCAUGUUUUUAGGCGGAUCUCAUACUUCAGUGUUAGGAAUGUAAAUUACAAUAUAUUAUGAUAACAUUAUUUUCUUAAAAUCUGUUAUAGUUGAUAAAUGGCAGCUCUCUUGUAAAGGCUGAACUAUAACAAGUCUAGCAGGCUUACCAAGUUUGCCCUGACAGUCUCAAAUUCUUUGUACAACCAUGAUAAGCAUCCAGAGAAUGUUUGAAGGAAAGGCCCUGUUCAUAACUUUCUUAAGACAAUAAGCAGCACAAUGUCAGCUAAGCCCUUGGAUUGGUUUUAUAGGGGAAAACCAGAUCUGGGUGAUCUCCUUAAAUUUUACUGAUUUAAUCACCUUUACAUCUGCAAUUGAUUGACUAUAAUGCCAUCAUGUAUUCUAAAUCUGUUGGUAUCUUUCCAUUUGAAAAUUAUAUCCUUUUACAGAGCCUUUUACCAAGGGGGUGAUUUUUGAUGUACAGUAGUACUUUUCCUAUGGGAUGGCAAAUACACACCCAUGUGCAGGUAAUGGUCAUGGUUUGAACUAAGGAAUAUCCCACUUAGAACCAUAUCACUUAGGAAAGGGUCCCCAACCCCUGGUCCGUGGACCAGCAUUGGACUGUGGCAUGCGCAAACAAGCAAAGCCCCAUCCGUAGGAUGCAGGCAGUACAUGAAACCACGCCCCCUCUGGUCCACGAAAAAAACUCCCUGGAUCCGGUCCCUGACGCUCAAAAGAUUGGGGACCUCUGACUUAGGUGACCUAGUUGAAGAGCAUUUGCCCCAUCUCAUCUGCCGUUCAGAGGGAGGCAGGAAGGAAUGUGGAAGAUCAGUUGCUUUAUAUCUGGUGCCUUUUCUCAUUCUAUUCCUCUGUUUCGUUCUUUUCUCCAGACUUGGUAUGUAAACUUUUAAUGCAUGCAAUUUUUUCUUAUAAUAAUAUGGGAAUGUUUCAAAUGAAAGGAGAAAUUGCAUGAACACAGGUAGUCCUUGAGUUGCAAGCCUUAGUUUAACAACCAAAGUUACUGUGGCACUUGAAAAAGUGACUUAAUGACCUGUCUCCCCACAUACGACCGUCACAACCAUGGCCGUGUGAUCAAAAUUUGGGCUCUUGCGGCUGGUAUUAUUUCCAGGGCAUCACCGGGUCACGUGAUUGCCAUUUGUGACCCUCUCAGCCAGCUUUCGACAAGCAAAAUCAAAGGAGGAGCCAGAUUUGUUUAAUGAUCGAAUGAUUCCCUUGACAGCCGCAAUGAUUUGCUUAACAACAGUGGCAAAAAAAAAAAAAAUCUCAUAAAAUUGGGUGUAACUCAACCACCUUGGCAGUGGAAAGUCUGGUCCCAAUUGUCGUAAGUCAAGGACUACCUGUAAAUAGAUUCCUCUUUCUGCUUCUAAAAUCUUUUUUUCUGGUAAUAACUUUCUUCUUUUCUUUCUUUCUAGUCAUGCUAUCUCCUAAGCUGUAUCCAGUUCCAUUCAAGACUAUACUACAGUACUUGUCUUGGUUCAUGUUGUACCUGUGAGGGAACCAAAAGAUGGUACAAGCUUCACUCCAAACCAGGGAAGAAGGAAAAAGAGCGGGGCGAGAUUGAGGUGGAUAUCCAGUUCAUGAGGAGCAACAUGACAGCUAGCAUGUUUGACCUGUCCAUGAAGGAUAAGCCCCGGACUCCCUUUGGCAAGCUGAAAAAAAAAUUAAAAGGAAAACGGGGCAAUGGAUUGCCAGACACAGCUUCAGCAAUUAUUCCUAGCAUUACUCACUCUCCAGCCGACAGUGAAGAAGAGUCAAAUGAGAAGAAGAAGAAAUCAAAGUUCAAGACACUGUUCUCUAAGCCUGGUUUGCAUAAAAGCAAUAUUUCCCAGUCCAUGUCUGUGCUACCCACACUCCAGCCUGUUUCGGAGAGGGUUCGACUUCGACCUGCUGACUUUCAGUCACAAUGGAGUGAUGAUGAUGAUGAUGACACUUUGACAACGGUCUCUGAGAAGCCCCCUGCAAGCAGAACCAACAAUAAUGUGCUUGGUCCCCCUUCUGCCAUGACCCACAAGAGAACCGGUAGUGGAGACUCCAAGCAAUUAAACCAAAUAAUGGCCGGCAGCGCUAAGAAGGAUAUGCAUUCUUUAUUUGGUCUCAGAUCCAAAAAUGAUCCGGUUUCCAGGUCCAAUUUGUGUAUCAAUGGCAGCCACGUUUACAUGGAAGAAAAUGAACCAAAGAGCGACCUCGUCGCCAAAGAAGGCGCUCCAUCUUCUCCUCAGACAUCCCAGCGAAAACGCCUCUUUCUCUCUCAGGAAAACCUGUCUCUCGAACGCGACAAGGAGCUUGAAAACCCUCCCAGGUUGGCCCUUGAUAAGUUGCCCUCUGGGUCGUCGUCGUUGGAAACCUUUAAAGCCAUGACUCUGCCAUCGUACAAAUUGCUUGCUGGUGGGGAUUCGAUGGAAAACAACACUCCGUUUGUUUCAGACACUCCGAAAGAAACCAAGGAGAUCAAAAAACCGGAGAACAAGAAGUCCGGCUUGCUGUCUCUCGUGACAGGGAAAAAAGAAACCAAAACCAGCGAGGAGAUGGGCAACGUUGAGAGUUCCCUGAAGGCGAAGGAAGCGAAGCGUAAUGAAAAAGAAUUGGCCAGAAAAGAGACCAACCCUUUUGAGCUCCCCGUGAAUGGCAGAAGGGGCCACGGCCCAGCUAAGAGUAGCGCUGCAGAUGCUGUGAUUGCAAAGACAUCAACAAACCCUUUCAGUGAGAACACUGUGGAAGGGGAGAAACCAGAAAAAAAUGCCGCUUCGGUGAAACCUUCUCAGACGAAACAUGUCAAGCCCAGACUGGGCGUGUCUUCAGAGGAUGAAACCAAAGCCACCUCUUUUCCUCCUGUUCCUCUUCCUCCUACUUGCUAUCCUUCAAAUAAUGAAAAUAACCCUUUUACUUCUAAAUUGGAUGCAGAACAGAAAACUCAGGAAGCUGGUCGGUUUGCUAGCUCAAAGAAUGUUUCUGUUAAUAAUCCAUUCACUGCAAAAUGGAUGCAGGAUUCUAGAGACUUGGUAUGCUCUGCAGUUUCUGUCUCUCUUCCUUCAGCUUCUGGCCCUGAAAAUAAUCCUUUCAGUCCUAAAUGGGAACAAGAAUCUCAGGCGCAGGAGAUGGAAAGCUCUUCCUUAUUCGCUGUACACUCUGCAGCUUCCAUUACUGAAACUCAUACUAUUCCUUCUCAGCUUUCUAAAGUUGACGAUCCUGUUGUAGUCAAAGUAGGACAGGAAUCUGAAAGAAUUAAAAGUCCUCCCACAUCUAUAAGUUCUAUAUCUGUAGCUGAAAACAUUGAUAAUUCCAAGUACCCUGAUGAUGUUUCUUCAGAAAAGUUUCAAAAUGAAAACUUAACUAAUCAGUCAGAUGCUAUAUCCAACUUCUCUGGCUCUCUAGCUGAGAGUCCUCCACCACAGUCUUCUGACCUAGUUAGAGUGAACCCAAAAGCCCCAUAUGAUGACAAAGUGCAUAUAGUACUGCCUUUUAAAGAAAACAAUGGGAUGAAAAAGUCAGUAGACUUUGCCCUUGAUGAAUCGAAAGAGGAUGUAAUAAUUAGUCCUAAUGACUGUGCAGAUGAAGAUUCACUUGAGGUAAAUGAAAAUAAAGAAGCACUAAAUCCAUUUGAAAAGAAUAGCAGCCAGGUAAUUGAAUUAAAUGCAGAAAAUAGUUGUGGCUCUAAGCCUGAUGAAGAAGACACAAUUUCUGUCCAUACUAGUGGGAACCCCUUAGAGAAGGAAGUUGAAUCUAAAAUGGAGCCACCAGUACCAGUGGCAAGAGUCCUCAUUCCUCUGCAAACUGAAAUGGCAAUUCCUGAGCCGAGUUACAAAACACACUCUGUACCACCAAAACCAGCACCAAGAAAUGCUUUGAAAGUGAAAAAGCGUGCACCUCUAACUGAUGAAUUAAAAGAAGAUGUGUCAAGCCAUGCAUCCGUUUUCAAAGAGAUUUCUCCAGACAGUUCAAUCUUUAGUGAAAAGCCAAGCCAUAUUUGCUCAUUAACUUCAGAAAUGGCUGUCCUUCCUCGUGGAUACGAUAGUGGUAAUACGGAUCCAUCUCAAAGUAUUAAGAAUGACUCUAACCACAUCAUGAGAGCAUCACUUGGGAUUUCAGGUCCUGGAGAGCUGAAUGUAACUCUUCCUGUUAUUCCAGAAGUAGCUUCAGAUGAUGAGCAAUUAGGGGAUUAUCAGCAGAAUCCUGAAAGUAUGGCACUAAGUGAAGCUUUGUCAAGAAAUGAAGAUGGCUUUGUGAACUUGUGGUCUUCUGUCGAGAGGACAGAUCUGACAUCAACUAAGAAAGCUAUUGGAGAGACUGUAUCAGGUCUCAUGCAAAUGAGUAAUUUUGGCAAUUCAUCCAACAGAUUGUUGCAGGAUCCAACCCACAAUGUAUUGGAUGCAGAAGUACAUAAAAACCCAAAUCGUCACCUUACAGGCAUAGAAAAGAAGUGUGGAGAAUACUCAAACAAAAAGAGGCAAGAAGAUUGUCCCGAGUCUUCUGCUGAGCCUGUUUCUCUUUACCCUCUGUUUGAUUCUUCUCAAUCUUGCUCUGUUAGCUCUUUCCAGUCUGAUUCUUAUGGCUUUAAUAAAGCAGAAUCUCCCCAAAAAGCUACAGCGGAAGAAUUGGAUGCCAAAGUGGAAAGCUCUGGCAAGAAGAAGCUGCUUCAGGCACGGGUUUCACCCUCUGAAACACAUCCCAAUCCUGGUGGAAAUUCUGCCAAACUCAGACUUCAUCCUGUGAAGCCAAUGAAUGCUACAACUAAGCAACCAUCUGCAAAAAUCUUGAGCAUAAAUGCUAGGAUGCUGGAUAAUCAAACUGAAAUCAAUUUGAAGAAAUAUGAUCGUUCAGAUCCUGCCUGUGCUUAUGCUCAGUUAACUCAUGAUGAACUGAUCCAACUGGUGUUGAAACAAAAAGAUAUUCUUGCCAAGCAAGAUGUCCAUGUACGAGAGCUGGAAGACUAUAUAGAUAACUUGCUUGUUAGAGUCAUGGAAGAAACCCCCAACAUUCUUCGGAUUGAAGUCCACCCCAGAAAGAAAGCUGGAAAGAUGUAAAAUGACACCUCAACCUGUAUGAAGAAUUUUCUUAGUCCAACUUGACUAAGAGAAUGUGAAAUGAAAUAUUACUUUAGCAAAACAAAGGUUAUUUAUUUCUUUGGGUAAAAUUGGUGUCUUGUCUUCGAGACUGGUUAGAUAUAAUCCAGAAAUGACAAUCUUUCUUCAGAUACUCUUCUAGUACAAUGCACAUAUUUUGCUUCUCUGUUUAUGAAUAAAAGUAUGACUUAUGAAAUUUCAAGAGAGCUAUAUUAUUCUACUGUGAAUAAUACUGUACCUGAAGCAUUUAUACAGAAUUUUAUGUAAAGUUGAAAAAUAUUAGUCAGUUUUCAAAUUUCUGUGGGUCAUACUAAGUUUUUGUGCAAUAUAUACAAUAUUAUCCUAAGCAAUUUCAUGCUAAUUCGCUGAAAACACUGGAAUAUCAUCAAGUCCCUCAUUUUAAUUAAUUAGCUGGGAAAUGAAGAUAUUACUGGAAAACUGGAUCCCUUUGAAAACCAGCAUUGUGACUUUCACAGGUUCUUAUCAAUUGGAGCUUGUGCUGUGGAUGUUUACAGUGGAUUGUGUACUGAGUUAUUUGCAUUAUUCAUUUGGGAACCAUAGGUAAAAAAAUUGCAUAGUAACGGCUGGUGAACAAACAUUGCUUGCUUGUGUUGUCUACAUUGAAAUGAUAUGUGAAUAAGAGUAUGCAAAACAUUCAGCACUAAGUUUUAUAAUCUCUAAUUGUGACUGGUUUGGGGUCCAUUUUAUUUGAUUUGGAUUGGGAUAAACUGGCUGAUAGCACUAGAGCACCAUAGCUAGUCACUCAGUUGUAGAUGAUGAUUUCUAAAUAGAGAUUAAAGCAGGGAUAAGUAACCUUGGUUUUAAAAAGAACAAAACUCCAGGAGAAGUACUAAGUUGCUUAUUCCUCUGUGAUUUUAGGAAUGUGGAUGAAACUGGAAUGUUCCCAGACUUUUAAAAGUUUGAAAGUACAUAUUCACACAAUUCUUAAUUGGCCAUGAAUAUUGACUGAGCUUGCUUUUUAGUCACUUCUUCUUUGUUCAGAAAUUGAUGUGUUUUUCUUCCUUCCCUUUCACUCAAUAAAAUGUUUCCAAAAUGUCUUCCUAUUUGCGAACACCUACACAAAAGUUCCUCCAACAAAGUUAUUUUCAGAAAAUCUUCUAAGAAAAUUGGUGUACUUAAGUCUUUUUAGAAUAACAGUCUACUUAGACUAGUACAAUUACUUUUGUCAGGAAGGGUCAGACAGUUUUGGGGGGGAUUCUGGAAGUCUCUCGUGUUCUUCCAGAUUCUGUAUUCUUCAGAAAUAUAAUUGCUUGUGAUGGUUAUUAUGGAUGAAAAUCGUCUCAAAAUUGUAGAUGUUCAGAAUCCGCAACUGAUGAGCCAAGCAGUUAGAAAUCUUAGGUAUUUUUUGUUAAGGUGAAGAAAAGGCAUUCUUUCUCAUCAGAUGCCAAGGCAAAUGUAUCUGCACAUCUUGAACACCUUUUUCCUUUUCUAUGCAGUGAAAAGUUGGGAUAAAUUUUGAUCCUUUUCUGGAAUUGCUAAGCAAAGCCUCCUUGUAAAUUCCAAGCAUUUAUUUGCUGUGCUCAGAGCUGUAUAUGCAAUAUUGACAGUUAACUCAAGUUUUCCUUUCUCUUUAAGAAUAUCUAUGUUUGAAAUGAACAAACUUGAAUAUCUGAUAAGUUGCUCAAAUCUGAUAAUUUUCAUUGAUACUUAAAUUCCAUUUUAUUUGAUCAAGAAAACUAAACAGGAUGGUAUUGAUGUGAGAGAGUGAAGAAGAGAGUCAACAUGCUCUCCAGUAGCAAUUUUUUACAUUGAGGCAUUUGUUUUGGAAAUACUUGGUUUGAGCUUGGCCAGAGUGUUAUGCUGGUAGUCUUGUGUUUCCGAUGUAAAGGUUUUGAAUUGUCAGGCUUUUCCACAGCUAACUUCUCUUUCCCCAGAGUAGAGAAAUGUAGCCUGAUCUAUUUGUUGCAGUAAUUGCUGGAAUACAUGGGAGGUCUACAUUACCUUUCCACAAUAAAUAGCCUAUAUUAUUUCUGAUAAAGACUAAUUGGAAACAUUCACGUUUUCAGCAUACAAUUCAUGCAGGGUUUAUAUAAAAUAGAUCAAACUUCCUUUUUCCUGUGAAAAUAAUAGCAUGUGGUGAAACGGGAAGAAUAAAUACAGUACUUUUAAAUCUUGCUGACUUUUUAAAUGGAAGGUUAAAGACGUUUUUAAUCUAAAGCAGGACAGUGGAUACCUUGGUCUUGGACUAUGGGUGAACUGUGCCUUCAAGGAAAGAAUGCGUACUCCAGAUCUAGAAAUAUUUUAUUCUGGAUCUAGUAAGAAAACCGCAUUUUCUAUCGUAUGUUAAAACUUACCUUGAACUGGGCAUCUUUUUAUGAUUUACCACAAAACCUUAGAAUGUAGAAAAUACAUAUAGAGAUUAACAAGGUACUUUGCAGAGUUAACACAAAUCUAUCCACAUUUAUGUUCUAGCCACUCAUAACUACUACUGAUUCAAAAUUGUUAGCAAUCACAGCUAGCUGAUUAAAUGUAGGUACCUGCAGCAAUCCAAGGAUUGUUUAGCGACAUUGAAGAAUUAACUUAAUCAUUUGCUACAGCUGUUGUUUAUUAUCUUCCUAUGCACUUUAAUGAGGGAUCUGUUUGGCACUGAACAAUUCUUCAUCCCUCUUAUUAUACUUAGUCACCACACUGGAUUACAAUAUAAGUUUGUGAGCUGAAUUUAUUAACUAGCAUAUUUGCCAGUAUAUAAUCUGGCAAUCACCAAAGAACAGAAUAGCUUAGGUGGCUACAGUACUCAUGUUUUGAGAAGAGGUGUAGUUUGUAUUACUUACGUUACCAAUGCAUUCAUAAUCUAAUUACAUAGGUUAAGGUUUGGUAUGAAAUGAGUAAUAUAUUUGAAUGUCAGAUUCUGAGGCAGGAGUAGAUCAUACUCUCUGUUGUUGCCAUAAACAUGAGUGUGAAAUCUGUGGAGUAGAUGUGUCUGCCUCUUCCUAUGCAGUAUAGUUCAAAUCUGAGGAACUAUAAAACAAGCUUUCUUUUUGCUUCGUUUGUUGAGUUAGAAGAAGCAUUUUGGACUUUUCCACGGAAAAGAAUAGUGAUCUGGCAUAUUGAAGGCGGUACAAUAUUGUGAAAUUGCUGGUACUGAAAUGUGUAACAAUACAUAUUUUAUAGGUAGACAUAUUUUAUAGGUAGAAAACAUUUUGGAGGGUAUUUUAAAGUCUAGCUAUUUCCCUCUGCUGGUUGUUAGCAUAAUGCUGUAUGCUUUUAUGAAAAGGCAUGCAGGAAUUUGUAUUACAUGUCUGAUUCCAGAAUAUCAAAUAGCUGCUUUAAUACCAUACUCCCUAAGAAUAACUUUCUGAAAUUGACUGAAAUUGUAAACAUGUCCGCUAAUAAAAUGGCAAGUAGCAAAACAAAAAAGAAACAAAACUUGUGCUGGGCAAAUUUUGAGCAGAUUGAGAAAAUCCAAAUUUAGAAUCCUUUUAUUUUUGUUAAUUUUAAAUUUUAAAAUUAAUUUUAAUUUCAAAAACAGUUAAUUUUAAUAUAAGUUCCAGUAAGCUAGCAUUGUUAUUGGUCAUUCUUGUUGAAAAUUAUGGGAAUUGCAAUCUCAGUUAAGAGCGUGCUAAACUUUCCAACCUGAAACAGUUGCAGUUCCAAUAAUUGGAAAAGUCCAUUUUGUGUUUGGAAUGUUCCAUGAUAACCUUUUGUACAAGGCUGAUCUCAACAUAGGACACAAAGAACACUAAAUUGGGGGAAGAUAGUUUUAAGUCAUAGCUGUAUGUAUUUAACGGGUUUUAAGUGGGGCAGUUUCACAUGUUGUGUAAUAUAUAAUGAAGGAGUUACAACGGGGCCCAGUUGUUGCCAACUUUGUCUUUGUGCAUUAUAUAUCACUCAAUAUAUAAUGUAGAAAUAACAGUGCCUUAAAAUCAGUAUUUUACUGAACGAUUUAAAAAUAAUCAGUUUAUGUAAAUUCUUGAGUUUUAAUAAAAUGGUUAUGCAAUGAAUAGUUUGUCUCCCUCUGUAUAUUUAAUGUAGAAGGAUUUGAAUGUUUGUUUACGCUUUGUUACAAUUGGUACAUUGCCUGAUGGUUUUUAUACAAAGACCUUCAGCCUUAUGAAAUGUUAAAAUAAAGUUAUUUAAAGUUAAA
This is a messenger RNA of Crotalus tigris (Tiger rattlesnake), 9634 nucleotides long. RefSeq names its product RAB11 family interacting protein 1 (gene RAB11FIP1). Gene Ontology annotation, molecular function: small GTPase binding. The coding region runs from base 2047 to 5490 and encodes 1147 amino acids. Gene Ontology annotation, biological process: regulated exocytosis. The record is from RefSeq and is a predicted model, not a curated record. NCBI's taxonomy places the organism in Eukaryota, Metazoa, Chordata, Lepidosauria, Squamata, Viperidae. Gene Ontology annotation, cellular component: intracellular membrane-bounded organelle. The transcript is spliced from 6 exons.